AUGGCGAUUAUGAACUCCUGGGUGGUUGAGAAUAUGGACAAUGGCUUUGACGGCCUUGUCUACAGAGAUAGCCCGGUGCCGAAGGUGGGAGAGACCGAAGUGUUGGUGAAGCUGCAUGCCGCAUCGCUGAACUAUCGAGACUUGAUCAUUCCCAAGGGAAUGUACCCUUUCCCGACUCAACUUCCCAUUGUCCCUGGAUCUGAUGGCGCCGGUGAGGUUGUGGAAGUUGGAAACAAGGUGAUGGAGUUCAAAAAGGGCGACCAGGUCACAACAGUCUUUAACCAAGGCCAUCAGUAUGGUUCAAUUGAUGUUCCAGCGACACAGACUGGUUUGGGUGGUGUGAUCGACGGUUCGUUACGUCAGUACGGUGUCUUUCAGCAAACUGGCCUGGUCAAGUCUGCGAAGAACCUCUCUGCAGUUGAGAACAGUACUCUUCCCUGUGCUGCAGUGACAAGUUGGAACGCUCUUUAUGGCCUGAAGCCGUUGAAGCCUGGUCAAGUCGUUGUGGUACAAGGCACUGGCGGUGUCAGCUUAUUUGCUCUGCAAUUUGCUAAGGCAGCCGGAGCGACCGUGAUUGCAACUACAUCAUCUGCGCAGAAGGCCGAGAAGCUAAAGAAGCUGGGUGCCGACCACAUUAUAAACUACAAGGAGGAUCCCAACUGGGGAGAGACUGCCAAGAAGCUGACCCCAGGCGGUGCGGGUGUGGAUCAUAUCAUUGAGGUUGGUGGUUCCGGCACGCUGGCGCAGAGCUUCAAGGCCAUCAAAUUUGAAGGCGUGAUUAGUGUCAUUGGAUUCCUCGGAGGUGUCGACCCGACGACUCAGCCCAGUAUCCUUGAUACUCUGGGUCAUAUUUGCACUGUUCGCGGUGUGUAUGUCGGUAGCAGAGCUAUCAUGAAGGACAUGAUUCUUGCUAUUGAAGCCAAUGAUAUUCAUCCUGUUGUGGAUGAGAAGGUGUUUAGCCUUGACCAGACCCGGGAGGCCUAUGACUACAUGUGGGAUCAAAAACACUUUGGAAAACUUGCCAUCAAAAUUCAUUGA
This is a messenger RNA of Penicillium malachiteum, 1038 nucleotides long. Its product is annotated as zinc-dependent alcohol dehydrogenase family protein. Bases 1 to 1038 code for a protein of 345 amino acids. The transcript is spliced from 4 exons. The record is from RefSeq and is a predicted model, not a curated record. Lineage: Eukaryota; Fungi; Ascomycota; Eurotiomycetes; Eurotiales; Aspergillaceae. Gene Ontology annotation, molecular function: oxidoreductase activity.